CCCUCUCGUUCGCGGUGUGUAUCACUGUCUCUCUCCCUCCCUCUCUCUCUCUCUCUCUCACACACUCUCACUCUUUCACACACACGGCGUUUCACUGGCGAUGUGACACGACGCUCGCCUACGGAAUUACGACGGAAAGGAGUUCGCGGUUUCCACGAGGGGCAGCGACGGCGACUGGAGGAGGAGGAGGAGGAGGACGCCUUUGGCCAUGGCCGUGGAUGUGCUAACGUUCCUUCUGUGGGCCGUUACGGCCGUUACGGCGAUGGAAGAAACGAUGAUGGAUACUCGGACUGCCACGGCUGAGCUGGGCUGGACAGCGUACCCUGCAUCAGGGUGGGAGGAGGUGAGCGGCUAUGACGAGAACCUGAACACCAUUCGCACCUACCAGGUGUGUAACGUCUUCGAGUCCAGUCAGAACAACUGGCUCCUGACCACUUUCAUCCAGCGGCGGGCUGCCCAGCGGGUUUAUGUGGAGAUGCGCUUCACAGUGCGUGACUGCAGCAGCAUCCCACGUGUGCCAGGCUCCUGCAAGGAGACCUUCAACCUCUACUACUAUGAGAGCGACCAGGUCAUCGCCACCAAGGGAACAGCUUUCUGGAUGGAGGCGCCCUACCUGAAGGUGGACACCAUCGCUGCUGAUGAGAGCUUCUCACAGGUGGACUUUGGUGGCCGCCUCAUGAAGGUCAACACGGAGGUGCGCAGCUUUGGGCCUCUCUCCAAGAACGGCUUCUACCUGGCCUUCCAGGACUACGGUGCCUGCAUGUCCCUGCUGUCCGUCAGGGUCUUCUAUAAAAAGUGCCCCAGCGUGGUGCAGAACUUUGCAGUGUUUCCUGAGACCAUGACCGGCGCAGAGAGCACAUCGCUGGUCAUCGCACGUGGCAUGUGCAUCCCAAACUCGGAAGAGGUGGAUGUGCCCAUUAAGCUCUACUGCAAUGGAGACGGGGAGUGGAUGGUUCCCAUUGGCAGCUGCACCUGCAAGGCUGGCUUCGAACCAGACAAUGGAAAUGUCUGCAGAGCAUGUCCUCCGGGGACGUUUAAGUCAAGUCAGGGCACUGAACUGUGUCUGCAGUGUCCCUCCAACAGCAGAUCUACAUCUGAGGCCUCCACCAUCUGUGUGUGCAGGAACGGCUACUACAGAGCAGACGGAGACCAGCCAGACAUGCCCUGCACCAGCGUUCCAUCUGGCCCCCGGAAUGUCAUCUCCAUCGUGAACGAGACGUCAGUUAUCCUGGAGUGGCACCCGCCGCGCGAAACCGGCGGCCGGGAUGACGUGGUCUAUAACAUCGUGUGUAAAAAAUGCCGGGCGGACCGGCGGUCCUGCUCACACUGCGAUGACAACGUGGACUUUGCUCCCCGGCAGCUGGGCCUCACUGACACCAGGGUGGUCAUCAGCAACCUCUGGGCGCAUACGCUCUACACGUUCGAGAUCCAGGCGGUCAACGGAGUGACCAAUAAGAGCCCAUACCCAGCCCAGCAUGUCUCUAUAGACAUCACCACCAACCAGGCCGCUCCAUCUAUGGUACCUAUAAUGCAUCAGGUCAGCUCCACUAUGAGGAGCAUCACAUUGUCAUGGCCACAGCCUGAGCAGCCCAAUGGCAUCAUACUGGAUUAUGAGCUCCGCUACUACGAGAAGGACCUGACGGAGGCUAACUCCACCAUACUAAGGAGUCAGACGAAUACGGCCCGUGUGGAUGGCCUCAGGCCCGGGAUGAUGUAUGUGGUGCAGGUUCGGGCCAGGACCGUCGCCGGCUUUGGCAAAUACAGCAGCAAGAUGUGCUUCCAAACCCUUACAGAUGAAGACUACAAGUCUGAGUUAAGGGAGCAGUUGCCACUGAUUGCCGGUUCAGCAGCAGCUGCUGUGGUCUUCAUCGUGUCUCUAGUGGCCAUUUCUAUAGUCUGCAGCAGGAAGCGUGCCUACACUAAGGAGGCGGUGUACAGUGACAAGCUCCAGCACUACAGUACAGGCACAGAGCUGUCUUUGAGACCUGAUCUGUCUAACUGCCACUCCUCCAUGGGCUGCCCGACCCUGCCAGGCUCUCCAGGGAUGAAGAUCUACAUCGACCCCUUCACCUAUGAGGACCCCAAUGAGGCCGUCCGAGAAUUCGCCAAGGAGAUUGACGUCUCUACCGUCAAAAUCGAGGAGGUCAUCGGAGCGGGUGAAUUCGGGGAGGUGUAUAAGGGCCGUCUGAAGCUGCCAGGUAAGCGAGAGAUCUACGUGGCCAUCAAGACUCUCAAGGCGGGCUACUCGGAGAAGCAGAGACGGGACUUCCUGUCCGAGGCGUCAAUUAUGGGCCAGUUCGACCACCCCAACAUCAUCCGCCUGGAGGGCGUGGUCACCAAAAGCCGGCCAGUCAUGAUCGUCACAGAGUUCAUGGAGAACGGAGCGCUGGACUCUUUUCUCAGGCAAAAUGAUGGUCAGUUCACAGUGAUCCAGCUGGUGGGAAUGAUGCGGGGUAUCGCCGCGGGGAUGAAGUACCUGUCCGAGAUGAACUACGUCCACCGGGACCUGGCCGCCCGCAACAUCUUGGUCAAUAGCAACCUGGUGUGCAAGGUGUCCGACUUCGGCCUGUCCCGCUACCUGCAGGAGGACACGUCUGACCCCACCUACACCAGCUCUCUGGGUGGGAAGAUCCCAGUGCGGUGGACGUCGCCAGAAGCCAUUGCGUACAGGAAGUUCACCUCAGCCAGUGACGUGUGGAGCUAUGGCAUCGUCAUGUGGGAAGUGAUGUCGUUUGGAGAGAGGCCGUACUGGGACAUGUCCAACCAAGACGUGAUUAAUGCUAUAGAGCAGGACUACAGGCUGCCCGCCCCGAUGGACUGCCCCACCGCUCUGCACCAACUGAUGCUGGACUGCUGGCAGAAAGACCGCAAUGCCCGGCCACGUUUCACUGACAUCGUCAACACACUCGACAAACUCAUCCGCAACCCAACCAGCCUGAAGGCCAUCGCUAGCAUCCCGUCCAUUCCGUCUCAGCCGCUGCUGGACAGGUCCAUCCCCGACUUCAACACCUUCAGCUCAGUGGAGGACUGGCUGUCGGCCAUUAAAAUGUCGCAGUACAGAGACAAUUUCCUCAACUCCGGCUUCACUUCGCUCCAGCUGGUCGCUCAAAUGACCUCUGAAGAUCUGUUGAGGAUAGGUGUAACUUUGGCUGGCCACCAGAAGAAGAUUCUGAGUAACAUCCAGUCCAUGCAGAUGAACCAGUGCCAGUCCCCCACUGCCCUGGCAUGACUACAGGGGGCGCCGAGCGAUGGGCCGGGCAGCCUGCUCCGGAAACAGAAGCGGGUCAGCCCCACCCCGUCCGAGCGCGCCAGAGUAGAGACUAUCAUACUGAUCUGAACGGCCUACACGGAGAGAGCGGGGUCAUCUGAACCGGACCCAACUCAUACCAACGCUGGAAUAAACAGAGACACGCCUAUAGUGAUCCGUCUGUCUGUCCAGAGAGAACAAAACAGGGAUUCCUGUCUGUCUGUCCAUUUGACUGCACAUACAGGAUGUCCAUCUUUCCAUCUGUUAAGAAAUCAAAACAUAAAUCAAGCCAUUUCUAAUACCAAGGAUGUGUACAGAGACAGAAGAUGUUUUUUUGUUUUUUUUCUUCCAAUUUCCUUAACAUUCAUUCACACAUUUCGAAGAUGAACCACCAGAUGAACCAAUCACCAUCAAGGAUGUAAUAUUUGGAAAAACAACCCUUUUUUUCCUUGUUUUUUUUUCAUGUAUAUUUAUUUCCUUCUUUUUUUUUAUUGAAACGAAAGACAGCUAUACCUCCUAGUCCUUCCGCUUCCCAGCAUCACUACCUGUUGAUCUACAGAUGGCCGGCUUUUGCCGAGGGACGUCCGUCUGAUAGCUUCUGUGUGUAUAUCUUUAAAUAAAUAUAAAUCUAUCUCCAGAGUAAACCUUCAUAUUGAAGGUGCCGCCUAAUGGAAUACGUAUGUAUAUACUUUUCUUCUGCUUGCAUUUUUGGCAACAGCGUGCAUUGACUGGACGAUACUGGACUCAUGGUGGACCCAUUACGCUCUGUAUGAGGAGAGGAGCUCGCUUUCAGUCACGUUGAGAAGACGAACAAAGCCCACAAGGACAAUCUUCAGAAAUACCUGGCCGCCUUCGAGCCGAACGCUGUAGAAAUAUGAACGGAUUGUGUAUAAAACCACUUGUAGGAAGAAGCAAACAAAACAUUCAGGCUACCAGAACUGGAUGGUGUUUAUUGUAGGUGUUCCAUGCCGACGAGCACAUAUCUGUACAGCUUCUUUCUUCUUCUUCUUCUUCCUCUUCUUCUUUCUUCCUUUCUUUCUCUUCUUCCUCGGGUCCUUCUUGUUAGUUUGUUGUUGGAGUGUUUGGGUGAGUUGCGUUGAGAAAAAAAGUAGUGCAUUAAUCUUGAUUCAAGUGUGUACAUCAUUUCCACAUUAAUAACAUAUAUUAUCCUUUUAGUGCGUGAAAUGUAUGAUUUUCUCUUUUUUUUUGUUGCCAUAUGGCAACAGCAUGUGACCGUGGAACUGCAAUCUACAAUGCAUACAAUGGGAGUAAACCAUACGCUGCUACUGGACUUCAAAAGGUAGUGCAAAUAGCAGUGUCCAGUGUGUCAUAUGACAGUGUAUUCAUUUAGUCCCAUUGCAGAUUGCAGCCUCGUUGUUGUAUGCUGUUGCCAAAUGGGAACAGUAAUUAUAGUUUAUCAUUUUAUAUAAAAUGCAUAAAAUCUAAGCAGGUUUUAUUUAUGAAAAGAAGUUAUAACCUCCCACAGAUUGUAUUUAUUUAUUCUUCGUAAAAUUGUUGUGUGUGUAUAUUGAAUUAUACUCGCACUUUGAGAAAGCUUGAAAGGUCUGCCUUGGCCAUAUGGUGUGCCUAUGAAAAAGUAGUUCAAAACACAACAAGACGGCGUGUGAUCAGCUCUCAGUUUCCGAAAGGAAAAGAAAAAAAUUACUUUAUCAUAGGCAAAAAAUAACAAAAAAAAUAGUUGUUGCCAUAUGGCAACAUCAUGUGCUAAAAAUCAACAGUUAUGGCCAAACGUAAGCAAACUGAAAGACAAAAGAAGAGUCGAUGUGAUAUAUUUUAUUAAUGUGCGAAUGAUGUAAACAUGAAAAUCAAGUAAAUUCAGUGCAUCACUUUCUUCAGUGUGCGUGUGUGCGUGUUCACUACCUAAGCUCUCUGGUACGUCCACGUUCUUGUUAUUGCACUGUUAAUAUGCUGUACUGCUGUUCGUCCAACAGGGUCUUCAAAAAGCCGCUCAAUCAAGUGUUUACAUUUACAGCAAAACUGAUCAGGAUAUAGUCAGGUAAUGCUAGGAUGAUCAGCAUGAGACAUGAGUAUGUCAGGUCUCUCGCCCUCUCUCUCUUUCUCUCUCUUCUUCACACACGUUGACCCCGUUUACACCUGGUGGUUAGUAUCUGGAUUGUAACCUGAGAUUUAAUAGCAUACGCAUCUCUGGUUAGCCAGAUUGCUGUGUGGCACGUAAUAUGCAAAUCGGCUCAUAUACAACAACCAAGUGUCUGUACUGCUCCUCGUUUUUCUGUUCUAUUCAAAAGAAAAUCACAAUUUUUACGGAGCUCCACUGGUGACAUCCUGUAUAAAUAAAAAUAAUGUGUGGCCACGCUAUAUUAAUGCGUGGGAAUGAGAUUCUAAAGAGUGGCCAUGAUUUAUUAAGGAAUGAUCCCGUUCCCAUGCCUUACUAAGUAAAGCCAUGCAAUAUUUUAUUUAUAUGAGGUGUCACCAGCGGGGCUCCAUACAAUUUUGCAUGUGUUGUCCAUUUCUUUACAUCAGCAUGUCUACAAGACUGCCUAUAAUAACUAGUCGUCAUGUACCACGAGUGUCAAAACACAUUGUAUUGUAGACUUUGAAAUGAUGAGACGAAGUAAAG
Molecule: messenger RNA, 5846 nt
Organism: Colossoma macropomum (tambaqui)
Lineage: Eukaryota; Metazoa; Chordata; Actinopteri; Characiformes; Serrasalmidae
Product: ephrin type-B receptor 1
Exons: 17
Coding region: 209-3229 (1006 amino acids)
Biological process (GO): axon guidance; cell surface receptor protein tyrosine kinase signaling pathway; protein phosphorylation
Cellular component (GO): plasma membrane; neuron projection
Molecular function (GO): ATP binding; transmembrane-ephrin receptor activity; protein binding
Source: RefSeq, a predicted model, not a curated record